Magnolia sinica is the source of this 1854-nucleotide messenger RNA. RefSeq names its product flowering locus K homology domain-like. Gene Ontology annotation, biological process: regulation of gene expression. Bases 195 to 1508 code for a protein of 437 amino acids. Gene Ontology annotation, molecular function: mRNA binding. The transcript has 7 exons. The record is from RefSeq and is a predicted model, not a curated record. Gene Ontology annotation, cellular component: nucleus; cytoplasm. Lineage: Eukaryota; Viridiplantae; Streptophyta; Magnoliopsida; Magnoliales; Magnoliaceae.
AAAAACUGCAUCAGGAAAGUAUUUCCUUGUCCGAUGUAUCAGCACCAUAUGAUUCAUUGUACAUUAAUGGCUUUUCCGUAAUUUGUCCAAAGAUACUACAAAACGUCACCGGGAGCUCUCCCUCUCGCGCUCGCGCGGAACCAGCCGUCCGUCCUUCUCGACGAACCUCUCCAUCUCAGACCUUGCAACCUAUUAUGGCUGCCCCUACAGAAAAUGUUGGGAACUCGCACCCACAGCAAAAACGAGGACACGACGAUGAUUCUGUUGGAGCUGGGGAAAAGCGGUGGCCUGGAUGGCCUGGGGAGUCUGUUUUUAGAAUAUUAGUGCCUGCUCAAAAGGUUGGUGGCAUCAUUGGCCGCAAAGGCGAGUUCAUUAAAAAAAUGUGUGAAGAGUCCAGAGCUCGCAUUAAGAUUCUUGAUGGUCCUCCAGGCACACCAGAAAGAGCUGUGAUGAUUUCGGCAAAGGAAGAACAGGAAGCUUCUACGCCUCCUGCUGUCGAUGGUCUGCUGAGGGUUCAUAAGCGCACGGUUGAUGGUUUAGAUAACGAUUCUGGUCAUGCUCCACCAGGCAGUUCUGUUUCAACACGAUUGCUAGUGGCCGCUUCACAAGCUGGAAGCCUGAUUGGAAGACAGGGAGCAUCCAUUAAAUCUAUCCAAGAUGCUUCUAAUUGUGUUGUCCGUGUUCUUGGACCAGAAGAUCUACCAGUAAUUGCCCUGCAAGAUGACAGAGUUGUCGAGAUACAAGGGGAGCCCACUGAUGUGCAUAAAGCGGUUGAACUCAUUGCAUCGCAUUUGAGGAAGUUCUUAGUUGAUCGCAGCGUACUUCCUCUAUUUGAAAUGCACAUGUCAACGCCACCAAAUCCGCAAAUGGAGCAGAACAUGCAUCAUCCUUCAUGGGGCCAUCCUCCCGGUUUUCCAAAUUCUGGUGGUUCUGGUUUUGGGGGUAAUCCUCAAUUCAUGCCUCCACGGCAACAUGAUAAUUAUUACCCACCACCUGACCUUCCUCCUCCAGACAGACAGCCUCGACAGGGUUUUCCUCCAUUUGGAAGAGACGUGCCACCCAUGGGGGUUCAUACCCCGACAAGCGCACAACUGCCGCAACCAAUCAUUACUCAGAUGACUCAGCAUAUGCAAAUUCCGCUAUCAUAUGCUGAUGCUGUAAUUGGCACAGCUGGUGCAAGUAUUAGCUAUAUUCGUCGUGCCAGUGGUGCAACCAUUACAAUACAAGAAUCGAGGGGUGCGCCGAGCGAAAUGACUGUUGAGAUAAAUGGAACUGCCACACAAGUCCAAACUGCUCAGCAAUUGAUACAGAAUUUCAUGGCUGAUGCUGCUGGAGGCUCACAGAAUCCAAUGGGCUCUGCCGAUCCAGGAUACAAUUCUUAUCAGACGCACAGCUCUGUGUAUGCUUCUCCCCCCUCUAAUGCUGGACCUGCCGGCCAUGCGGGUGGGCAUGUGGGCCAUGCAGGUGGAGGCUACGGUUCAGUCUACGGCACCAACUAUGGUUAUUAGGCAAAUGAAGACUGAAUCAGUUGGCCGAUAGAAACAAUGGUAAGUUUAGUGAAGACUACCCCUUACAUGAUAGGAUUGGGUUUUCUUCUUUGCAGAGGCAGUUUUAAUCCUAUAAACCAAGAUUCCUGGCCCUGGCCUCUGCUUUUUAAUUAAUGUUGUGUUGUUGGUUACUGUAACAUUAGGCAAACCUCAUGGUUUUAUAUUAUUAAUUAAGCUUGUCUUUUUUGUUCUUCUUUGUGUCAGUGCACCUGUAGCUGCGCUCUACUCUCUUACUUCACCCAGUCAUGUAAUGCUGCUGAUUCAUGUGUACCUGUAACUUUAUAUUGAUGUAUUUGCUUUCCAUGCA